Fonsecaea erecta is the source of this 1488-nucleotide messenger RNA. RefSeq lists its product as hypothetical. The transcript is spliced from 2 exons. The coding region runs from base 1 to 1488 and encodes 495 amino acids. The record is from RefSeq and is a predicted model, not a curated record. NCBI's taxonomy places the organism in Eukaryota, Fungi, Ascomycota, Eurotiomycetes, Chaetothyriales, Herpotrichiellaceae.
AUGCAAGCACCCGUCUUGACUGUCUCGAUCACCACCCCGCAAUCCUGGGCGCAGCAAAAUGCCAUCAAACGGAGGCGGAUCCCUCGAUCACCACGGCGCAGCAUCAUCUCUCUCAAGCAUUUGGAUCCCAAGGUGAAAAAGGCCAAAGAAGAAUUUCUGUCCAAGGCCAUCGCGAGUCAGUUGCAGAUCAAGCGGUCUCCCACGAAUGGACUCCAGCUAGAUCCUUUUCAAACUUUCCCGAUCCCAAGUACAGGCUGCGUGGCCAACAUGGCCCAAUAUUUUGUCCAGGUUUGGGCGCCUCAGCAUGGCACCGCCUUUGCCUUCGAUGGUCAUUCUAACCCCUAUGUGAGCCUGCUUUGGCCAUUCGCUUUGACAUGCGAUAUCUACUUUGAAGGCCUUGUAGCCAUAUGUCGAGCCACAUACCUCGCUACUUCGGGCCAGUCUGCUCGCGCUGAUCGACAUUUUGUAUACCACCGGGGUAAUGUCAUGACCAAACUGCGCGCUCGACUCCAGAAUCCUCAGCAAUGCUCGGACGAUACUACCAUCCUCGUCGUGGCGACGUUGGGAACCAUCGACUAUAUUCUGGGUGAUCAUACUGGUGCCUAUGCUCACGUCUCGGGCAUGAGGCAGAUAAUCAAGCUCAGGGGUGGGAUCAACGGGCCGUCGCCUUGGGAACGGCUGCUCCGCGUCAACGUCGAUGCCUACGAGGCACUGUGGUCGUUUCUGUUUGCGGCAGAUUCGACCCCCGACAAGUCGACGCGGUUCUCGGGAGAGAUUUUGCAAAAUGCAGAGUUCCCCAUCUACAUGGCCCAUCCUUUCAAACCCGAAGUCUGCGAGAUGUUGGCCAAGUUGCCUCAAGGCUUCUGUGACAUUGGUUUGACAGGUGUGCUUUCGCUGCAAAUGAUUCGACUCCUGUCCCACUUCGCGACUGUGAAGGCGAAGUUGUCGGAUACCCUUCUACUUGAAGAAUUCGGGGUGACCUCGAAGAGGAAGAUUCAGACGACCCUGGAAGAUCUCCAUCGACUUGCCACUUUGCAAACUACUCCUACAGAGAGAUUUCUAUCUCACGGCCUGGUGGCAUAUUGCUAUCUACUGCGAGUCAUCCAUUUUCAAGAUCAUCUGACGGGUUUUUAUGAGACGGCCCUGAAAGCGCUGGUAGAAAUUGCUCUACACCAAACUCCCAGUCACAAAUCUCCGGAACGCAAGUGUUUUCUCUGGACCAACAUGAUGAUCGGGACAGUCAUACAACACGGACAGAUCCGUCCCCGUGGCUGGACGACGGUCAUGGGACACUUCUUGGACAAGUAUGGCGAAGCUCGCCAGUGGAAGAAACUGGAAAAGGAGCUGAAAAUGUUCUUUUUCGAGGAUCCUAUUCGCCUCCUCGCCCAGGAGGCCUAUGACGAGGCGGUCAGGAGGAAGGAGAGGGGGGAGUCCGAAGAGAGGGAUUCACGUGUGGCCACAAUGGCCAUUCGGAAUGUCAUUCUGUAG